AUGCAGGGCAAGGCCAAGCUGCUGCUGGUCCACAACGGCCGCAUGGGCCCAGCUGUGUCGGAUGGAGAGUUAAACGCUUCCAGGGUCCAUGGCAGCAACCACAGUGUAAACAGCCUACCAGGACAACCAACCACCUGCAGCUCCACACAGGGGUCAGUGGUCAGCUGGGCAGAAUCCUUCGAAACACUGCUGCAGGACCGCGUGGCUGUCACCUACUUCACUGAGUUCCUCAAGAAGGAGUUCAGCGCUGAAAAUGUCUACUUCUGGCAGGCAUGCGAGCGCUUCCAGCAGAUCCCAGCCAGCGACACGCAGCAGCUGGCCCAGGAGGCACGGCGGAUCUAUGAUGAGUUUCUCUCCAGCCACUCGGUCAGUCCUGUGAAUAUCGACAAGCAGGCCUGGAUUGGGGAGGACAUGCUGGCCACCCCCUCCCCAGACAUGUUUCGCAUUCAGCAGCUCCAGAUCUUUAACCUGAUGAAGUUUGAUAGCUACACACGCUUUGUGAAAUCCCCACUCUACCAGGCCUGCCUGAGGGCAGAAAGCCAGGGGCAGCCCCUGCCCGACCUGCGUCCCCAUUCCCGCAGCAGCAGCCCUCCACCUGACCUCAGCAAGAAGUCGAAGCUGAAGUUGGGCAAGUCCUUGCCGCUGGGUGUGGAGACAGCGGGCAGUGGUGCCAACCACAGCCCCCGACGGUCCUUCAGGAAGGCAGAGCGGCGGGAACCUUCCUGGGCAGAGGGGCGAGAAGGCAGUGGGAGCGCCAUGCUGUGGCGGGAGUCUCAGGGCUCGCUCAACUCCUCGGCCAGCCUGGACCUGGGCUUCCUCUCCUUGGCAAGCACAACUGCUAGCCCCUGGACAGAGGGCCAUCGGAAGAGCCUGGGAGGCAGUGAGGCAGAGCUGCCGGAUAAGCCCAUGAAGUACUGCUGCGUGUACCUGCCCGAUGGCACGGCCUCGCUGGCCUCUGUCCGGCCUGGCCACUCCAUCCGUGACAUGCUGGCAGGCAUCUGUGAGAAGCGUGGCUUCAGCCUUCCCGACAUCAAGGUCUACCUGGUGGGCAAUGAGCAGAAAGCACUAGUGAUGGACCAGGAGUGCUCUGUGUUGGCAGACCAGGAGGUGAAGCUGGAGAACAGGAUAAGCUUUGACCUGGAAAUCUCCUCCCUCCGUAAGACCAUCCGCAUCACAGCAAAGCCAACCAAGUGCAUCCGGGAAGCACUGCAGCCUGUGCUGGGGAAGUAUGGCAUGAGCAUGAAGCUGGUGCUGCUGAGGCGGCAAGGUGAGACGGCCACCCUGGACCUGGAUAAGCUGGUCAGCACAGUGGCUGCUCAGAAACUUGUUCUGGAAACACCAGCAGGCAUGAGAGUGACAGAAAGCACCGAGGCUGCAGCUGCUCCCUCCCCUCUCCAGAGUGAGGAGGGAAGCCCAACAGGAGCAGAGCCUGACACACUGUGGGAGAUGCCCUCCUCCUCUUCCCAGUCCCGGUCUUCAGCUGCCAUGAACCUGAACCGCCGCACAUAUGACCUGGAAGGGCUAGUGGAGCUGCUGAAUCGUGCCCAGAGCUGUCGGGCCAAUGACCAGCGUGGACUGCUCUCCAAGGAGGACCUAGUCCUGCCUGACUUCCUCCAGCUCCCUGAGCAGGCUGACAGCACCUGUGAGGAGUCAGAUCAGCCCCAUGCCCCUCACCCAGGCUCUGAGGGAAAUGGCCAUCCUCAGCCCACAGAGUCCACACCAGCUCAGCCUCCGGUCAACCACGAGCUCCGAUGA
Molecule: messenger RNA, 1755 nt
Organism: Indicator indicator
Lineage: Eukaryota; Metazoa; Chordata; Aves; Piciformes; Indicatoridae
Gene: RGS14
Product: regulator of G protein signaling 14
Exons: 15
Coding region: 1-1755 (584 amino acids)
Biological process (GO): regulation of G protein-coupled receptor signaling pathway; signal transduction
Molecular function (GO): GTPase activator activity; G-protein alpha-subunit binding; microtubule binding
Source: RefSeq, a predicted model, not a curated record